CAUAUAGAUGCAUAUUAGUCAUAAACUAAAGUAUAUGUUAGAAAUACAAUAUCUUCAUAUCAACUAUAUUAUAAUAACAUAUCUCUCUCUUAGAGACACAAAAUCAUUCAAACUCUCAAAGAUAUAUACAAACACAUUGCUACUCCAGCUUUUGCCUUUGCCUCCUUCUUUCUUUCACAGCCUGUCAAAACCUAAAUUAUUAACUCAACAACAACAUGAUUAUUCCAUUUUUCUAAUUCUUCUUGUUUCAAACCAAAACUGUUAUUUCAUCUGCCAAGUGUCUUCAUGCUGUCUAUCAAUUUUCUCCAAAUUCUCCAUAUGUUCAUGCACUGCUUGGAUUCAUCCGUCCUUUAAUCUAUUCUUUUUCCAGCCAUGAUUCAACAUAAACCAUAGAAAUAUUAAUCAUCCACUUGUUAUAUUAUAUUAUCAACUUUAUGGAAGAAUAUGUUCGAUGAACUUCAUCGUAGAAACCUUCAGUUUUGCUACUUCUUACAACAGGAAUGGGAACAAAAAUUGAAUAUUCCAUAAAUCCACUAGCAUACUCAGGAGAUUGCAACAACUUCACUUUGAGUGGUGUUGAUGCCAGGGAACAUUAUCAAAACAAAGAAGUGAAAGUGAUUAACAAUCAUUGUAGUAUUGGAGUCAAUAAUUUGCAGAAUCCAAUGGACAAGAAGCUUAACCGAAACAACAUAGAAUCCAUCAAAAAGACAAUGCAGAUGCACGAGGACAUCUUCAAAAACCAGGUAAAGGAACUUCAUAGAGUAUACAAUGUACAAAAAAUGCUAAUGGAUGAGCACAAAAAUGAAAAUAAAUUUUGGACCCCUAUGAACCAAGGUUAUUUUGUUCAACAACCAACACAAAUUUCAUUUAGCCAUGUCCAAAUUUUGAAAGAGGAUUUAAUGAUAAAGGAAAGAAGUGGAAGCAAUUCAGGAGAUAUGAUAAUAAAAAAAAGAGAAAGUGAUUUUGAUCUUGAAAAGCCAGCAGCAAGUGAUUGUGAUGAUGAAGAUAUGGAAGUGGAUUUAACUUUAUGUAUAGGAGGAAGCAACCAAACAAAGAAUAAGAAGAAAAAGUCUUAUAAUUUGCUUCCAUUACCAAAUUCUUAUGUCUCUUUUCAAUCAGAUAGAAUUGGAGAUUGUAGUGACCCUACCACACCAAUGAGCAGCUCUAGUGUUACAUAUGAUCAAGAUAAAAAUAUGCCACAUUGGUUUUCUCAAGGUUUAAAGCUUAAAUAGGGACUUUAAUUAACUUGUUUAAUUGUAUUUUAUUAUGAUUAUGAUUAUGAUUAUGAUUCCUCUUUACUAAACAUGGACCACUUCAAUUUCUAUGGUUCAUGUGAUUGAUCAUAUAUUCCAAUAAAAUGGAUAACUUAUAUUUAUAGUUUCUUCA
Messenger RNA from Lathyrus oleraceus (garden pea), 1386 nucleotides. RefSeq lists its product as uncharacterized. Bases 501 to 1232 code for a protein of 243 amino acids. The transcript has 3 exons. Lineage: Eukaryota; Viridiplantae; Streptophyta; Magnoliopsida; Fabales; Fabaceae. The record is from RefSeq and is a predicted model, not a curated record.